CAAAAAUCUGUGUGUAAUAUGGAAAUUCCAUGCUUAUUAAGAGAUUAGCAGGCGAAAAUCUAAUCAAUUUAACCAGAUGUGUUGAGAAAAAAAAACUCCAAUUUUCCGCACGUCUAUUGCGUGUGGGGAAAAAAAAACAUCGUGGCAUCAAUUGGAUUGUGGGAGUUGUAGUUUGAUACGCUUGCUUUGUGUCAUUCAACCCGCACGCUUUGUGUUGACGUAAUGAUAUAUUUUUGCUAGUUUCUGAUCAAAUACAGAAGUGUUAUUGUUAAUUGAAUGAAAAUAUGUAUUCUAAUAAUAUAAGUAUAUAAGUGGCUUUAAAAAAAUAAUUUUAAUGUUGAAAUAUUCGUGCACAGUUCGUUCGGCGCUGCAGGCUACUGAAUCCAAAACGUAGUUUGAAAGGCAUGUAGGCGCGAAGUAGUGAAGAAUAUCCAAAAGAACGGACAAUGCAGAAACCAAAUUAUGCUUAUCGGCUGUUAACCAAAUACGUGCGCAUUUUCAAAACUUUACAGGUAAAUCACCGUGUUUCUUUUCAUAUUGACGCAAGUUCGAGCAUCUCGUUAAUGCAUUUCAAAACAUAAAUUAAACCUCUGAGUAUCGGAUUCAUGUUUUAUAUUUAUCAGUUUAUUUGAUUUGGAAAACAAAACAGGAAGUCGUUAGCAUUGUGGGACGUGUAGUUCCGCUCUGGAGCAGCUGGGCUUGAUAACGGCGCGCUGAGGAGCGAAACAAAAUGAAAUAAAAGAAAACUUUAUCUGGAUUUCUGCUCAUCGAGCUAGAUACCGAAAUAAGCAUGCCGGGCUUCACCUGCUGCGUCCCGGGCUGUUACAGCAACUCGCACAGGGACAGGGAUCUGCGAUUCUAUACCUUCCCAAAGGAUACGGUACAGAGAGAGAUUUGGCUGAAGAACAUCUCCCGGGCCGGGGUAAGCGGCUGCUUCAGCACCUUCCAGCCCACCACGGGCCAUCGGGUCUGCAGCAUUCACUUCGCGGGCGGGCGGAAGACUUAUAGCGUUCGGGUGCCGACGCUUUUUCCGCUAAGGGGAGUCAACGAGAGAAAGAACAGGAGAGGCAGGAAAGGUAAAGUGUCCGCCACCCUCCCUGUCAUCACCAGCGUAGUUUCCCUUUCUGCAAACGCGGGUGCGGAGCUGAGCGCUGCGAGCCCAGAAGUCGGUGUCGACGUGCUCCCAAGCGCAGGCAAAGUGGUGAAAAAUGGCCAGAACGGACAGGCCGCCGAUCCCGCCGAGGUGACCGUGCAGGGCGACGGUCCGUGUUUGGCCGCGACGGCGCGCGAUUUGCAGCACAACGCGGGAGCCGCGAGCUCCGCCGCCGGUCCGCCGAGUGCCCGGUACACCGUGGUGGACCUUUGCACGCUCGGAGCGCUGGAUCACCCCUACUCGCUGAACACCGGCACCACCGCAGCCGAACUGCUGAAGAAGCUCAACGAGCAGCGGGACAUCAUCGCCUUGCUGGAGAUAAAAAUGAAGGAGAUGAAAUCCACCAUCCGUCAGCUUAAAGUAACUGAAGCGAAACUGAAGGAGGAAGUGAGGGAAAGAGAUCUGAUGCUCUCCGGGGCUGCUGUUCGGAAGAAAGUGUGAUAUGAAUGAAAGACAUUAAGUAGAAGACUGGGCAGUUUGUUACGAACAACAUUUUUUAGGGGUUACCAAAACAAAAGUGAGCCGUCUUUUGUAUAGAAUUAUCACAGUUGGUUUAGAUGAGAAUUUCAAGUUGUUUUUUUUUUUUUCUUUGAAAUGCCUUUAGCUACUAAUACUAGUUUCUCCCAGGCAUAGUGUAGUACGAUAGCAUACAUUUUAGUGCGCAGUUUGCAUACCACUCGUGUUCCAGUCGAACUGAGAUUGUAUAGCAAAAAUCCUGAUUGCGAUCACCAAAUGCAUUUGCUUUAUGAAAGCAUAAGAUUUUGUCAUCUUCAAGUGAACUGUGAUGUAAACGUGCUGAAAGGUUUAAAAGACAAACAAAUGAAGGUGAAAAGGACAUGCUACUUCAUGUAUUUAUAUUUUUGUGUAAUUUCUUUUUUUAUGUAUGCAAUUUGUCAAAAGUCGUUUUAACAGCAACUAUACAAUCAAUUCCUUUUGCACUUAAAGUAAAAUUUCAAGUCAUUAGGAACUUGCUUGAUGAAUUUCAAUAAAGUUUACUAACAUUGUGA
Molecule: messenger RNA, 2160 nt
Organism: Paramormyrops kingsleyae
Lineage: Eukaryota; Metazoa; Chordata; Actinopteri; Osteoglossiformes; Mormyridae
Product: THAP domain-containing protein 11-like
Biological process (GO): regulation of transcription by RNA polymerase II
Cellular component (GO): nucleoplasm
Molecular function (GO): RNA polymerase II cis-regulatory region sequence-specific DNA binding
Source: RefSeq, a predicted model, not a curated record